This is a messenger RNA of Paramuricea clavata, 9090 nucleotides long. NCBI's taxonomy places the organism in Eukaryota, Metazoa, Cnidaria, Anthozoa, Malacalcyonacea, Plexauridae. The record is from the annotation of a GenBank genome assembly.
UCAAGAUGGCUGAAGAAACUUUAAAUUUGAAAGAAGCAUUUCAACUUGGUUUUAGCAUAUUUAAAAAGAUUGAGAGCGAUGUUGGAUCUGGAAAUUCGAAGCAAUUACAAGUAAGAAUAUUGAUGAUACAAUUCCACUAUAUUUGCAACAUGUAUUUUAAUUCAGUUUUAACCUAAUCAAUAGGUUUGUAAAUUUGUAUAAAGUAAUUAAAAGUAUAGUUUUAUGUUACACGGCAAAAAAUGCCGAGCCCGUUGCUCAACAGGACUGAACAAUGUUUUGCUGCCCACGUUGUUCACACUUGUCAACAAUAUUGAACAAUGUUGUUGAGCCUGAAUCGGGUGUAACAAUAUUGUUCAAUAUUGUUGACAGCUAUGAACAAUGUGGGCAGCAAAACAUUGUUCAAUCCUGUUUUCAUCAGUAUUGCAUCAACCUGAGCAUUUUUUGCCGUGUACGCUGUGAUUAUAAGUCCAGCACCGGACCUUCUUGCUUCACAGCAAAAGGUCCGACAACGCUUUAAAAGCUAACACUAAACCCAACUCUAACCCUGAAAACUAACCUAACCCCUAACGUACCUAUUACCCAAAAGGGUAAAAACUUGUAAAAACCACGAAGAAAAAAGUUUAAAAAAUUAAUAAAAUUGAGGCGCGAGCAGGAUUCGAUCCGCGAGCUAGUACAUACAACGUUAGUCUCCUACGCAGCCUGUGUUAGUGGGGAGAGAACCUCGGACCCGCGAACAGGCUGCGUAGGCGACUAAUACAAUGUGGGUGCCUAAACCACAACACUACAGAGGAUUUGCUUGAAAUUUAAUUAAAUUUAUGAGCUUUUAUUUUUAAUGAGUUUAAUGAUUAUGGAAAUGUCAGACCUUUAACCACUUCCUUUAUGUUAUUAUCAAAAGACCUUUAUUUUCAAGAUGCCCCCUUCAUCUAGAAAAUUUAGGACCCUGUCCAACAUUUAGUUUGUUACAAAGGUUCUAUUUUUAAUAAAUCAGUUACUAUAAAAUUAUACCAAAAGGUGUCCUUUGAAUGGUGAACUUUUUUGCAUUAUUUUAUAUUUGACAUUAGAAUUAAUUUUUAGUUAAGAAUAAGUUUUAAAACACGGCUAGAUAAAAUGAACGCGGCUUCAUUAUUUAUAUAAGGCCAUGUACAGUACCGAUCACGGGAAAGUUAACAAUCCGAAUUAAAAUAAAACGUUAAGAAAUAUGACAUUUCGCGCCUAAUUUCCGAACUUGGAAACGUAAUUGGCAAGUUCGCAACGAAGUUGGGAACCGCGCGUUGAAAAGUGACUUGAAAUUAACAAUAACCAAGGUCUCCAGUAGCUAUAUUAAUCCAAAGUGGUUUCUGAAUAUGUAUGUAUACUUACCUGCAGAAAGAUAUAAAAUGUAGGCUAGAAUAUCUUUCACGCUUCCACAUAACAAAAUCUUUAGAUUUUCGUUUUUAAAUUUCUCCGCCACCUCCGACCAUAACAACAUCUUUUGUCGCUAUUCGUGAAACGCUAUGCAACCGCAUACUUUGACACUUAGACUCUUUAGUCAGUUCACGAAGCAUUUCGAGACUUUUUUCUUUCAAUGUGAACACUCCAAUUAGACAGAGCAGUGAAGUUUUUGCAGUACAGAACAAUUACAAACCGGCUGAAUGAAAAGCUUGCGACCUUGUAUCGGCUUUUAUUAGCGCGUUCGGAAUUAUUUUGGAGUCGAUGACUCACAUUGUUUGUCAAAAACAGAACAUCAAUCGGUUUUCGGCAUUGUCUAUUGAGACCAAAGACAGUGGGCCUUUUGUCUUGAUCGGUUAUUGUCUUCUGAAAUUAAUUGCGCUGUGAAAUCUCUUUAACUAUAUAGCUCGUAGAUUUUGUGAAAACUCGUAAGUCCCAAAAGGCAAAAAAGUCUCUAAACAACCAAAUAACGGAAAAUCCAUUUCAAAUCUCAAAAAAUCUCGAAAAAAAUGAUAUAAAAACGGUUUCAGCUUUGAACAAAUUUCAUUAAGGGGCGAACCAUUAGAAAUCCCGGGAGGGGGGGUGAAAAUUCAAAAAAAAAAAUUUGUGCAAAGGAAAAUGCCUGGAAAAAAAAUUCGUGCAGCCAUUACGUCAGAGAAAAAAAAUUCGUGCAAGCAAACAGAUAGAAGUACAAAUAGUCUUGAAAAAAAAUUCGUGCAGAGGUUAAAUGCAUUAAAAAAAAUUCCUGCAGAGACACGAGACUGAAAAAAAAAUUUGUGCUGCAAAAAUUUUAUACCCCCCCUCCCGGGAUUUCUAAUGGUCCGCCCCUAAUACUACCAUUUUCGAGCUUCCGUGAAGCGUGCAUUUAUAACUACGUUUCAAAACGUUUCUUCAGCAUGAGUUUGUCAAUCAUAGCUUUUUGUUUUGCAAUAAUAACUUUUGUGGGCGUGGUGUCAAGCACAUUGUUUUGCACGCGAAAAUUUCUUCUUAUUUUUCACACGGACUGACUUUAUACUGACAAAAUUGCUAUAGCACCUUCUGGAUAUGUUUACGUAACAAACCUCUGUAAUACAAGUGCCCUUUUGAGUUUUGACGCCGAAAUUCAAAGUUUCGCGUGCAAAACAAUAUGUUUUAUACCGCGCCCACAGAAGUUAUUAUGUCAAAACAAAAUGUUUUAGGAGCGAAAUAAAAAGUUUUGAAUGACAAACUCAUGCUGAAGAAACGUUUUAAAACCUAGUUAUAAAUGCACGCUUUACGGAAGCUCGAAAAUGGUAGUAAAGAUGUGCAGCAUACUGUCGAAACAAAUCUACUACUGUAAGUGUAAAUGUCUUUAGCAGGCUUAUUUCGGCUUUCCCGUCCACGCAACGACGCGGGAUGGGAUUUCCGUCCCAAACGACGUUCCCACGGGACGGGAAUCCCAUCCCGAGGGACGGGAAUCCCGUCCCGCACGGGACUGUUAACUUUCCCGUGAUUGGUACUGUAGGUUCAUAAAAUAAGAUGGUGCUACUUACAACAGACAGAAUUUCUUUCUAUUUACGUCAUAAGAAAGUUUGUAAAAUCUUAUUGUUGUUGUUGAAAUUGGCAAAAGUGAUCUGUGAUGUUUUAAUGUUUUGAUGGAUAAUGGGAACUGUAUGGUGUUAAAGUGGUUUUAAAUACCCCCAAGAGUUGCUUUAAUGUCAGUGUGCAAUAUGAGUAUAUGCUCGCCCUGUAUUUGGUUGCAAAGCAUAGAACAACAACAGACAUUGUCUGUUGUUGUAGAACCGUGAAUUUGGCUAUUUAAGGUAAUUGACAUGUACACCCUGGUCAUUUAGAAGCACGUCCAAGAUCUAAAAUCCUAGCUAAGACCGCAUUGCACCCAGAAAGUUGUAAAUGCAGAAGGCAAAGGGUGCACCCGUUGCACCUGUGGUUCCGGCAUCCUUGGUGUGAAAAGGCUAUUUUAUUUUCAGUGAUAUAAUCUUGAACUGUCUGUGCUAGUAUACCGGGUGUCCCAAAAAAGUACUCCGGUUUGAUUCGUAAUAACUUCUAAACAAGUAAAGCUUUUAAAGAGAAAUAACUUGCAUCAAAUAGAAGAAGGCCUAACUUAGAUUUUGAUAUAUUACAGUUGCAUUUCACUUAAAAAUUCACAGAGAUAUUAAUGUUUAAAAUUGGGAGCAUAUUUCUGGAUGUGUCUGAAAUAGGCAAAAAACAGCAUAUCAAAUAUUGAUCAAGAUUUGCCCGACUGAAACAUGCACUAUUACCAGUAAAUAAAUGACACUUGACAAAUUGUUUAUUAUGAAACAAAGUAUUAUUAUAUACAAAAUACAAGCAAGAUUUAUUCGUCCGAAAUCCGCGUGUGUUCCUAGCACAAAUACGUUUCCUUAUUUCAUGAGACCACUGCAUCACGAAGGUCGUCAUGGAUCGUUCGUAGUUCGGAAUUAGGACAUGCUGUCACAGCUGUCACAAUGGAAUUGUGAAACUCUUCUAACUUCUGCAACGUUUUGAAAUCUUGUUAAGAACACCCAAACUCUUUUGCAUUUUCUUAAUCUUGGCAAGUUCAGAAUAAACUGAGAAUGAAACACAAUCAAACCAUACAACUCCAUAAGACAUAACAAGCAACUCCCCAUAGACAUCCAACAUUUUAGGAACAAAACGUAACAAAAUAAUAGCGUUGAUACUGUGAUGUGUAUUUGCAAAAAGCAAUAUUAUUUCCUUCAUUAAAGAAUAAUAUUCAUCUUGCCCUAACCGAGAAAUAAUCAACUCUGUUUUGAACCCGUGAAAAAACAUAAAAAAAUAGUAAGGCUAUUUAAGAAAAAUUUAAGCACCUGCCUUGCGUGGUCUUUCAUGUACCUUUAAGUUUGUAAAAACCUAUUAAAUACUUGCAUAAUUUCGAGCGUUCAUAUUUCUGGAAACAAUGAGCUAAGACUUACAUGUAAGAUGUCUAAAUCUACGCCAUAUCCCUUACAAACCCUAACGACAAUUCGCUGAAAUACAAGUUAGCCUGAUAUGUCAUUAAGCAAACAAACGCUGGAGUUAAUAUUUGAUAUGCCGAUUUUCGCUAAUUUUAGACACAUCCCAAAGUAUGCUCCCGAUUUUGAACAUUAAUAUCUCUGUGAAUUUCUAAGUAAAUUACAACUGUAAUAUAUCAAAAUCUAUGCUAGUCCUUCCUCUAUUUAAUGCAAGUUAUUUCUGUUUGGUACUGUAGCUUUACUUGUUUAGAAGUUAUUAUAAAUCAAACCGGAGUACUUUUUUUUGGGACAUUGGACUGGUAGUGCCAAUAAAAUGAACAAGCUUUCGUUUGUAGGGAUGCAACUGCAUGGAAAUAUGUAAGGAGAAAUUUGACGUUUCGAGCGAAGACCUUUCGUCUCAGUAAGGCGUAAAAAAAAAAUACCUGUGGUUCCGGUUCCCGACCGAUCCUAUUUUUUUCUGCCGACCCUAUUAUUUUUUCAACGCGAUUGACCAUGUGACCCUAUUUUCCCCGGGUGGUUGUGGGCUACUGCCAAAAUGGCGUAUGUUGUCACACUAAUUAUUGAACAAACCAUGAAAAAAAUCUUCCAAAAAAAAUCUACUGACCCUCAUUUUUUCGCGAUAUGAAACCGGAACCACAAGUAUUUUUUUUUACGCCUAACUCCAGACGAAGGGCCUUCACUUGAAAUGUUGAAUUUCUCCUUAUAUAUUUUCAGGUAGUUGCAUCCCUAGCAACGAAAGCUUGUUUAUUGUAUUUUCCAUUGAUCUUGAGUUGAAUAAUUUAUGCUGUUCUGAGUUCUAUAAUUUAUCAUAAAAUUAUAAAAUCCUAACAAAACUUCUCUGACAUGUAUUAGGAUUGCAUUUGUGAAGCGAUAGACUGUUUUAGAAGAGCAAUAGAAAUGAUCAAUGAUCUGGCAUUAUUUAGCAUCAAUGAAGACCUGGAUGAAAUUUCCACUGCAGAUUUAAGGUACAGUGGAACCCUGUUAUUACAGUUAAUAACGGGCUGUAAAAAUUUGGCAAUAUUAAUAAUUAUCCCAUUGAGUGCUAGCACUCUCCCAUUGACGAGAAAGUAGUCUGGCAUUAGAUGGAGUAAAUAAAGUAGGCCACGUUAGGGUGUAAUGCAAUUUAAUGGGUUAACUAGACACAUGGGUGGAUAUAGUCUGAUUAAACAUUGAGUGUUAGUGCUCUCACCCUUGAUGAGUAAAUCAUCUUGCUUUAGGUAGAAUAAAUAGUAAAGUACAGGUAGGGUGCAUGCAUUAGGAUGCAAUGCAACUUAAUACAGUUUACAUGGUAGCAAUGUAUCAUUGUGCUGUAUUGCCUAGUGGAUGACCAAUAAUCAGAAAUAGUCAAUUAAUGCAUUUAUAUUGAUUGAUAGGCAAUCUGAAUCAGUAGAAGUUCUAUUAUUAUUAUAGGAAAUAUGAAUAAUAAUUAAAAUGGUUUGAUGGUGAUACUCAGUUUGACUCAAACUUUGUAGUGGGUUGACAAUUAUUUUAUCAUGUGAAGAAAUUGUAUUAGUUUCUAGAAGUUGUAUUUAGUGCAACUGAUGAGCAAGGGCCCGCAUGUACAUGUAAGAUUAAAUUCUGACAGGUAACGUUGCGUUGAAAUGGUGAAAUGUAGAAGACAAAAUAAGAACAUUUGAUGCGAAGUGACAUGAAAAAGUGGAAAACAAUGACAUUCUGAAAGUGACAUGGAAACACUUUAUUACAUAUUUACUGUUUUGAAAAUCAGCCAAGCACUAUAACAGCUGGGCCCUAGAAGUGAUGCUGCACCUUGUAAAAAUGUUAACCCAUCGGAUUAACCCAUGUUGGAUCUGUCCUAUGCCUUAAUGUGGCAUAUGUUUAAGCAAGUCACAAGUGUUUUACUUUAUUGACUUUGAUUUCAGAUAUUUGUUAGUGCCAGCACUACUUGGUGACUUGUAUCUGAAACUUUGCUCAGAAGAACGUAUUGAUGUUGUCACCAUUUCCAAGGUACAGUGGUGCGUGUAUGUAUACAUGUACUGUAUUCUGGCCCUGUUGGCUGUUGUUGCUCAAAAUUUCAGUCUGGAAACAUUUUCAGUCUGGAAACAUUUUCGGCCUACAUUUACGUUGUACUGCCCCCUUCACCCUCCCCCCCCCCCCAUGUCCACCACUGCUUCCUUACAGUAGAAUACUUUUGCGGUUUUGCCUCAGGUAUAUCUGCUAAAUUACUUGGAAAGAUGCAAAAUGUAUGGUUUACUGAAACAGGUAUUAUAUGUCAAAUAUUUCCCUCAUGUUUGUUUUACUGCAUAGUUAACUUCCUUUGAAAAUAAUAAUUAAAGAAUGCGAUUGUCUCCUAAAGAGAGCUUUUAUAUAAUCAAUUAUGAGUGCUGUAUUCUUUCACAUGAGCAAGAGGCAUGUGGGUUGUACCUUGUUCCAUAUUUUGUAAAACCCAGGGUGCUUACAAUACAAUACAAUAUAAUGCAUUACAAUACUAAUCUAUUAUGAAAAUGCUACAGGAAUAUGUGGUAUACUGUACUUGCAUGCGCUUCAGAACAGUAACUUAUUGUGAGACUUUUCACUGUUAACGAGUGGUAGGUCCGAGUUUAUUGGUGUUCAAUAGUCGCAGUACGCAUGAAAGAUCUAAGUAUCAUCAGCAAUUCUGCAUAUAUAAAAUCGUUAAUAAAAAUGUUGAGUAUCAAGGGGCCAAUAUUGAUCCCUGGGCAAUCCCCUUGGUGACAGGCCACCAAGUAGAAAAUUGAUCACCUACUGGCUACUGUAUCUUUACACGUUGUCGACCAUUGAUAAAAUAAACAUGAGGUAAAGAUCCAUUGAGACUGGACCAACAGUUACUCAAUAUAUAGUACUGAGGAGCACAGUUUCCCACCAGACUGAAGAGCGCAGUUAUGCACAAAAGUGAGGAGCACAGUUUCGCACCAGACUGAGGAGCACAGUUUCACUUCAAACUGAGCAGCACAGUUUCGCAUCACACUGAGGAGCACAGUUUCGCAUCACACUGAGCUGCACAGUUUCCCACCAGACUGAAGAGCACAGUUUCCCACCAGACUGAAGAGCACAGUUUCCCACCAGACUGAAGAGCACAGUUACGCACCAGACUGACGAGCACAGUUACGCACCAGACUGAGGAGCACAGUUUCGCAUCAGACUGAAGAGCACAGUUACGCACCAGACUGACGAGCACAGUUACGCACCAGACUGAGGAGCACAAUUUCCCACCUGACUGAAGAGCACAGUUACGCACCAGACUGACGCGCACAGUUAUGCACCAGACUGAAGAGCACAGUUUCCCACCAGACUGAAAGGCACAGUUUCCCACCAGACUGACGAGCGCAGUUUCCCACCAGAUUGAGGAGCGCAGUUUCGCAUCAGACUGAGGAGCACAGUUUCGCACCAGACUGAGGAGCACAGUUUCCCACCAGACUGAAGAGCACAGUUUCCCACCAGACUGACGAGCGCAGUUUCCCACCAGACUGAGGAGCGCAGUUUCGCAUCAGAGUGAAGAGCACAGUUUCCCACCAGACUAAGGAGCACAGUUUCCCACCAGACUGAGGAGCACAGUUUCCCACCAGACUGAGGAGCACAGUUUCCCACCAGACUGAGGAGCAAAGUUUCCCACCAGACUGAAGAGCACAGUUCCGCACCAGACUGGGGAGCACAGUUACGCACCUGACUGAAGAGCACAGUUUCCCACCAGACUGAAGAGCACAGUUUCGCACCAGAAUGAGGAGCGCAGUUUCCCACCAGACUGAGGAGCACAGUUUCCCACCAGACUGAAGAGCACAGUUUUGCACCAGAAUGAGGAGCACAGUUUCCCACAUGACUGAGGAGCACAGUUUCCCACAAUCCCACUAGAUUGAGGAGCGCAGUUUCCCACCAGACUGAGGAGCGCAGUUUCCCACCAGACUGAGGAGCGCAGUUUCCCACCAGAAUGAAGUGCACAGUUUCGCACCAGAGUGAAGAGCACCAUACUAUUCACACUUAAGAUGUAAUGGCACGUUAUUUAACUUGAAAGCCUAGAGCUGACUUGGUCAUUUUUUAGUAUUAUUAAGCUCAUAUUUACACGAGACAAUUUGUGCUGCUGCCAUUUCCAAUCCAAUUUUUCACACAGAGCCAAUUUAUGCGAGAGAGUUUUAACAAAAAAAGUAGAGCAUUUUUACUUUUCAUUUUGUCCUUCCAUGUCUUUAUGGUAUAGUAUUGUAUGUUAGGGACGGAAAAUGUGGGCGUGAUGAAACGUGAGCUAAGAUCACGAUUUUUCUGUGAAUAGUUUUUACAUAACAUGGCUAUGUUUCAGAUAUUCUGUUUACAAGUUGUUGCAAAAAUUGCCUUACGCAACAUGACCUUUACACCAAAGUAUUCUAUUCUUUUUAACGCAGGUUGAUUUUAUUGGUAAAAGGUGUAGGAUAUACGAUAGAAUUUUUCAUUUUUGUAGGAUGUUAAUCCCCAGUCAUCAUCUGAAGCAACGUCAUCUUCAAGUCACAAAAGUCUUGAAGAAUUAGCGAACGAAAGACAAGCGAAAAUUACCAGAUAUAAAAGAAUGAAGGAGCAAGAAAAACAAAUUAAAGCGAGUGUAACGUUUUUAUGAUAUUUUGCUUUCCUACAUUUCUUGGUAUUUGUAGUAUUUUGAUCUCUGCUUUUGUAAGAAUAUGCAUGCUUGAAUUUACGCUUAUCCACUCGAUAAUUUGUUGUGUCGCUGUGUUUGUCAGUCUGAAAGUAUAAGGACAGGAGUCUUACUGUACGUUUGGAG